Molecule: messenger RNA, 1627 nt
Organism: Cydia amplana
Lineage: Eukaryota; Metazoa; Arthropoda; Insecta; Lepidoptera; Tortricidae
Product: cytochrome P450 18a1-like
Exons: 7
Coding region: 29-1585 (518 amino acids)
Biological process (GO): xenobiotic metabolic process
Cellular component (GO): cytoplasm; intracellular membrane-bounded organelle
Molecular function (GO): heme binding; oxidoreductase activity, acting on paired donors, with incorporation or reduction of molecular oxygen, reduced flavin or flavoprotein as one donor, and incorporation of one atom of oxygen; iron ion binding
Source: RefSeq, a predicted model, not a curated record
UUACGUUGUAGCAAAAUCUAACACUAGAAUGUGUCAAGACCUUGAGCACUAUUUUCGAGCGAUGCAAUACUUCUUUACUCCCGACUUAUUGAACAUAUUUAUGAAUAUUUUCAACUUACUGUUUUUCUGUACUUUAUAUUUUAUAUUUGCAAGUAUUCAUAACGCGUUGAAACUACCGCCAGGGCCAUGGGGAUUACCAUUUUUAGGAAGUUUACCUUGGAUGGGGUGCGGUGCGCCUCAUUCCUGGUUCCUGCAGCAAGCGGCUCGCUACGGCGACCUCAGUUCAGUGCAAAUUGGCUCCAACCUGAUGGUCUGCAUUGGAUCGUCCAGAAUUAUAAGACGCCUGUUCAACCGACCUGACUCGAUUAGCCGACCGCAUACGCCUCUCAAUAUCUUGUUGUGUGGACGAGGAAUCGUUCUCAGCGAAGGCCUGCUCUGGAGGAAGCAGCGUCAGUUUCUGCACGAGAAGUUUCGCGCUCUUGGUGCCAGCAGUGUUGGUAUCAACCAGAGAGUUGAACAUUGCGUCAUCGUGGAAAUAGAAGAACUUUUAGCAAAGAUUGAAAGCACAAGGGAGCAGCCGAUAAACCCGACGAGUUUUCUGGGCAGGCAUGUCCACAACGUCAUAUGCCAGCUGAUGAUGAGCUUCCGCUUUGAAGAACAAGACCCCGAGUUCAAGACCUUCAAUGAGCGGGUCACAAAAAGCAUGGAGCUGUACGGAGCCAUACAUAUCGGGGAGCAUGUGCCGGCCUACUUGCACCUACCAGGCAAAAAGUCGGUGUUGAACGAAAUCCGUCGAAAUCUGCGAGAUGUGAGAGAGUUUCACUUGCGGAAAGUGGCCGAACGCCGAACACAACUCAUGGAUAUCAACAUGGACCGACACGAGCCAACUGAUCUGUUGGACUAUUACUUGCUCGAGUUACGAAAUAAUUCUGUCGGUUCCAAACUCUUUGACGGAGUUGAUCCAGAUGAGCAGAUAGUCCAAGCAUUCAACGACCUUUUCUCCGCUGGCAUGGAAACCGUCCGGACGAGCCUGCUGUGGGCCUUACUGAUGAUGCUCCGAAACCCGUCGGUUGAGGCCGCGGUGCGCGCUGCGCUCGCCGAAGCACUCGAGCCAGGGCAACUGGUCACCUUGGACCACCGGGCGAGGCUGUACUAUAUUGAAGCUGUGUUGUAUGAAACUCUGAGGAUCGUGUCAGUGGUGCCGUUGGGAACGACGCAUGUUAAUUCUUCUGAUUGGAACGUUAAUGGGUACUUGAUUCCGGCCGGCACCCACCUAGUGCCACUACUGAACAAGAUCAACAUGGACCCCGAAUACUUUUCCGACCCCAACAACUUUACUCCAGAGAGGUUUAUAAAAGACGGUAAAGUGGAACUCCCUGACACCUUUAUACCAUUCGGCGUCGGUCGCCGUUUGUGCCUCGGGGAGCAAGUGGCCAAGACAGAACUCUUCUUAUUCUUUGCAAACAUUAUGAAUAGUUAUACAUUUUAUUUACCAGAAGGUGACCCUAUGCCAGAAUUGGAAGGCGUUAUGGGCGUUAUUCAUGCCCCUUUACCUUAUCAAUUAUGCUUUAAAAAAAUAGAAUAAUUUAUUUUUGAUUCAUUUCUUCAAUGAGAAUUGAUUCAAAAU